CCAGCUUGUCCUGCCAGUUUUACUUCCCAAAUUCUCCGCCGUCCGUCCCUAUCAGAGUUUAGAGGAGUCUCCAUUACCCCUAAACACGCCCGGUCAGGAUCUACCGGGCCCACCCCGAGUUUCGAGGGGCGGGGCAAGCUGCGCGAAACCACCCUACAACCUGGAGUCUUCCAUUACAACGGAAACAGGUGCUCGCCGGUGAGGUAAUCUAGAUUUGCCAUGGCAACUUCGACACGUGACCCCGAUAACACCGUGCCGAAAACAGAGUUGGAGAUUAAGACCUUCCUGAUGAAUAGCCCAGAUGACGACGAUAUUGUGCCGGACUUCAUCCAGUCCAUGUCAGACCACAGUCACGGCAGCAUCCACGUGCAGCCUGCGUUUGGGGAACUGGCGCCGACACGGAGAAUACGGUCUGGUAUCCCGGAGUACAUCUUGGACUCCAUUAAAACGACCGACUACACCAUACUUCUGGUGGGACCAAACUUCUUGGCAGGGGUUGGGAGGGGACACCAGAACAUGGAUAGUCCUUCCAUGACUGACAACGAACAUCUUGGAGUUCGUUUUGGAUAUACACAGAUCCUUAACAGGAGCUUUCUAAAUGGUGUGGACAACUCAAAGAUCUUCCCAGUUCUUGUGAAAGGAGCCGACAGGAGGCACCUGCCGUCGUGGCUGGAGACGGGAGAGUUCUACACCAACAGCACCGAGAAAUACGGUGUUGGGUGUAUGGUGAGAAGGAUGCUGGCGCAGUACAGGGAGGAGCGUAGAGGCCAGAGCAUCUGAUGCUCCCUCAUCACAGGGAGAACUUGAGUGAGUGAGUGAGGGCGGGCGGGUGUUAGUGCUGGUAUUCGAAUACAACCUGCGAUACGAUACAUCACGAUACUAAAAUGUUAAUCACGACGAUAUAUUGCCAAAGUAUUGGCACUGAAGCUGCGAUACGAUACGAAUCCUGAUACAAGGGUGUCGUGAUACGGUAAGUAUCACGACACUCAAGUCUUUAAUUCUAACACCAACUAUAAACACCUCAAGAUCAAAACAUAACCAUUUAAAAGUAUUUCGUCAAAUUCCGCCAGCGUUUUAUAAUGUUCAUUCGGAAAUAAGAUAAUUAAGUUUAUACACGGACUUUCUGAAUGUUAAAGUUGACAAAAUGCGAGCGCUAUGUUAGACACAGUUCCGGACGCAAGAAUUUUCGAGAAACUUAUGAAGGGAAAAUAAGUAUGCAUAUAUUUGAAUCAUCAAACAAAAGUAAGUCUUUCUUGACAGAUAUCGCGAUUCGGCAAUAUUCAAAGUAAAACAUCGAUCAAUGUAUCGUGGCCCAUUUGAAGUAUCGAAUCGAGAUAUACGACAAUGUAAAACUUUGUAUGGAUUUACUGGCGGCCCAUGGAUCAAUGCAUCGAUGCGUAUCGAUGAAUCGUCAAACAACUAGUGGGUGGGUGGGUAGGUGGGUGGAUGAGUGAGUGA
Molecule: messenger RNA, 1458 nt
Organism: Haliotis rubra (blacklip abalone)
Lineage: Eukaryota; Metazoa; Mollusca; Gastropoda; Lepetellida; Haliotidae
Exons: 3
Coding region: 220-780 (186 amino acids)
Source: RefSeq, a predicted model, not a curated record